Messenger RNA from Malassezia restricta, 660 nucleotides. RefSeq names its product trafficking protein particle complex subunit 6. The record is from RefSeq and is a predicted model, not a curated record. The transcript has a single exon. Gene Ontology annotation, biological process: regulation of GTPase activity; endoplasmic reticulum to Golgi vesicle-mediated transport. Lineage: Eukaryota; Fungi; Basidiomycota; Malasseziomycetes; Malasseziales; Malasseziaceae. Gene Ontology annotation, cellular component: cis-Golgi network; trans-Golgi network; TRAPP complex. Bases 1 to 660 code for a protein of 219 amino acids.
AUGGAGUUUGAUCCGCCGCGUGUCAGCUCGCGUGACGAGCGGGACGACGUGGGUACAUGGCGCGCGAAUGCUACGGCAUGUGCUCUGUCGGAUAUUCGGUCACAUAUGAUUGAUCGGAAUUGCAUGGACCUGUUUAUGAUGGAGGCGGCGCUCACACUGCAGACCAGUGCCGCACGCAAGGCACGGCAGGCCAAUGAUGUCGUGGCGCUCUUGGAGGCACAGGACCCUGGCUCACAUAUCCCGCCCCGACUGUCGGCAUCAGAUGAGGCGGAUAUGGCCGCUGGACGCAUGGAGUCGCUGGGCCGGCAUGUGGGUGCCAAUUUGACCGAGAUACUCUUGCGUGACAAGCCGCGCUUGCCUGACACUUUGGACCGCGUCAAAUUUGUGUGCAAGGAACUUUGGAGUGUGGUGUGGAACAAGCAAAUCGAUAAUUUGCGCACGAACCACCGCGGCGUGUUUGUGCUUCAAGACCAAGCCUUUCGUGCACUCAUGGCCCUCGGACAGCCCGAUGCAGCCCAUGUCUACGUCUCGAUGCAACUGUCCUUCGCGUCAGGACUCCUGCUCGGCGCCCUUGAGCGUCUCGGUAUACCAUGCUCGGUCCAGGCAGACGCGGAAUACCCCCCUGUCUGUUCGUUCCACGUGCGAUUAAUGUCCAUAUAG